AUGAGCAUCUUAUUCGGAUACGAUUACUUUGAUACAACAGCAGAAGACCUAGAUAUCCUAAAGCAGAAGUUAACAACAGUCGAGAAGGCACAGCAAGGUAACACGGCAGAGGUUGUCAGACAUACGAACGAGAUUGUAAAACUAAACAGUUUGGGUAAAAACACGGUUCAGUACGACUUUUCCCAAAUACCUGGGUAUCCACCCGGAUUUUUACAAACAUCCACCAUUACAGACACUGAUAAGAAGAAUGCAAAGUUUAUUAGGUUUAGUGUCAGUGGUUAUGAAAUAAAUUAUUCGAGCUUAUCCCCUUUCUAUGGAUUCUACGAAACGAGUAGGGGUACGGUUGUUAUAUUUACAGUCGACCAGAGGAGUAAAAUUAUCCGGACAUCAUUUUCAUUCAUAGUUACCAGCACAAACAUUCAGAUCAAUGGUGUUGAAUUUAAGAACAUAGAUUCUGCCGGAAACGCAACCAACAGAACAAAAGCCACAACCAUAAAUUGCUUCCUUCUGACAACAUAG
Messenger RNA from Paramuricea clavata, 519 nucleotides. The record is from the annotation of a GenBank genome assembly. Lineage: Eukaryota; Metazoa; Cnidaria; Anthozoa; Malacalcyonacea; Plexauridae.